UACGUUUCACGAGUCAUGAGUCAUGAACUUGACUUAAUAAGAUACAUUUUAGUUUCACUCUUCAAACAGAGAGAGCAUUUGUCGUGAGACUGACAGGUGGAUAAACCCCCAGACUUCCAAGAAGACAUUCCUGAGACGGUCGCGCAAUCAUGGGUGAAUGGGGCUUCCUCGGUACGGUCUUUGAAAGCCUCCAGGCUCACUCGCCGAUGCUUGGUCGUUUCUGGCUCCUGCUCAUGCUUGUCUUUAGGAUACUGAUCCUGGGUACCGUGGCCAGUGACCUGUUUGAGGAUGAGCAAGAAGAGUUUGCCUGCAACACGCUCCAGCCGGGCUGCAAACAGGUGUGCUACGACAUGGCCUUCCCGAUCUCCCAGUACCGAUUCUGGGUGUUUCACAUCGUCCUCAUCGCAACACCUUCCAUGCUUUUCCUCAUGUAUGCCAUGCACCACAACAACAAGAGGAACAACCGCCCCAAAAACAGCCAACUUAGCAGCCAGGACUACAGAGAGACCCUUAAUUUAAGGAGGCUGUACAUUAUCAACGUGGCCUUCCGUAUAGUUGCAGAAAUUGGCUUUCUAGUGGGCCAGUGGUUGCUGUACGGCUUCAAGGUGGAGGCCCAGUUCCCUUGUAGCCGCUUUCCUUGCCCUUACACAGUGGACUGCUUCACCUCACGUCCUGCAGAGAAAACAGUCUUUCUCUACUUCUACUUCGGUGUAGGGGUUUUGGCGGCGUUCUCCAGCUGCGCAGAGCUUUUCUACGGCUCCGCAAAGUGGUUUUGUUGUGGCAAGGACCGCUACAUACCGGAGCGCUCCUGUGUCUGCCAGAACCUCCACAACUUCAAGCAUGAAGAGGCAGAGGGAGAGGAGAAACAGCAAGGAAAGACAGGGUCAGAGAGUGCACCCAGCAGUGUGAGACUGAAGGGAGGAUCGCUGAGGAACAGCACCGGUAGGAAGGUCUCCAGCAUUGGUGGGAAGUACAGGAACGGCAAAUAUGUGAGCAGCAGGACACUCAUGGUGUGAGAUGUCCAAAGAUGCUGUAACUGCUUAUUUUUAUUUAAAUGUUGUAGCUAUAUUUCUAAUACCCGUAUGCCAUUUCACAUAAAAUAUUUCACUGUUAAUGAGUGAAGGUUUUUUUUAUGAUGGGAGACAUCGUAAGAAAAUGCUUGGGAGACUAUGACAAGAUCAGGAAAUGAGUAAAGUCCAGAAAAGACUGAUGACUUUGAUAAGUUGGAGUUAUGUAAGACAUUGUUGACUGGUUGUUCCAAUCAAUCAUUACAGACUAUAAACAGUUUAUGAGGAAAAACCUUUUGAUUAAACUGAUAAACUUGUUUAUCACUGAUUGCUUCCCUUAUAAAAAAAAAAAGACUGAUUGUACACUGCUGUAACGCCCUUUUCUUAGGGGCAAAACCCACCCUAAAACAGCAUUAAGUGUACAUUGGGGUAUUCCAGUUUGUUCUGAACAGUGAAGUCAAAAUCUAUAAAUGUAGACAACCGUCUUUUAGUUCUGUUUUAGUCUAUAUGCUUCUUUAAAAGGAAUAGUUCCACAUUUUCUGGAACUAAGCUUAUUUGCUUUCUUGCUGACAGAUAGUUGAGAAGACUGAGACUCAUGUCUGUAGAAAGAUCUUCUCAUCUAAUUCUCAGCAAGAAAGCAAAGAAGUGUAUUUCCCAAAACUACUGCAAGUGUGGUCAGUUGGUUUGACAGUUAUAGUGACAAGAAAAUAGAGGAGAUUCAUUUUCACACUGAUUUGUCAAGGUCCUUGGUUCAUUUAAUAAUGACAAACAUGUUUAUCGGGGUUGUACGGUUGUCUUGUUUAAGAUUUUUGGUACCGCUAACAAGACAAGUUUUAUGAAGGGUUUAUAAGUUGUAACUAAUGGCUUUUUGAAUGGUUCAUAAAUCAUUUUGCUUUAUACAACAGUUAUAAGAGCAACUUUUGCUUUGCCAGAUUGUGAAAAAUCCCUUCAAAAUAUGACCACUUGUCUUCUGGAAAAGAGCUGAAUUUAACUGUGUAAUUAAUAGAAAUGACAAACACCAAAUAAAUGUUUCACAAUUUGGAAACACAGAAGUUUCUCCUAUGAAUAGUUAACUAGGAAUCUUUUUUUUUUUUUUAAACUGUCAAUCCUACAACCUUACAACAUACGUCGAUGUACAUAUUCAUUUCACCGAGUAACAUCCAUUACAUUGUGCCCAUGAUCAGUUGGGGUAAAUUGCUGAUUUUAUUAAUUCAUGUUUUUAUUUUUUAAUAAAUUAUAACUCUGACUUGAAAGUGGCUGUGAGAGAGCCAACAGAGACUGAACUGCAUUUUACAGUUGUAGAACAAGAACUGUCAGGUUACGUAUGCUACAUCUGGUUAUCACAUGGUCAUGCAUGAAUGAAAAACUGCGUACUUCAAGACCUUUUGUGAGAUCAACAAUGUUUCAUCCUGUUUUUUUCUUGAAUGUUACAGAUGUGAAAAAACCUUCCAUCAUAUUUGAAGACUGACAUGACUGAUUUAUUUUUAUUUGUACUGGCACUUC
This is a messenger RNA of Thunnus maccoyii (southern bluefin tuna), 2510 nucleotides long. Its product is annotated as gap junction delta-3 protein-like. Lineage: Eukaryota; Metazoa; Chordata; Actinopteri; Scombriformes; Scombridae. The transcript has a single exon. The record is from RefSeq and is a predicted model, not a curated record. Gene Ontology annotation, biological process: cell communication. Gene Ontology annotation, cellular component: connexin complex. The coding region runs from base 150 to 1016 and encodes 288 amino acids.